UUAUUGCUAUGUCUACUGUUCUCUGAGACGUUGUCCGUUCAAACGGUUUAGACAAUUGAAAUGCUAGAGAAAAAAGAGAAAGUUCUUCUGAAGAAGGCUGCUGCUGAAGUUGAAAAGGCCAAGGAGUUUACAAGAGCCAAAAACAAACGAGCUGCGAUACAAUGUUUGAAGAGGAAGAAGCUUUAUGAACAGCAAAUCGAGCAGCUAGGAAAUUUUCAAUUAAGAAUUCACGAUCAGAUGAUAAUGUUAGAAGGUGCCAAAGCUACAACUGAAACUGUUGAUGCUUUGAGAACCGGAGCAUCAGCAAUGAAGGCUAUGCAGAAAGCAACCAACAUUGAUGAUGUUGACAAGACUAUGGAUGAAAUCAAUGAGCAGACCGAGAAUAUGAAACAGAUUCAGGAAGCACUCUCUGCUCCUAUUGGUUCUGCAGCUGAUUUUGAUGAGGAUGAACUUGAAGCAGAACUUGAGGAAUUGGAGGGAGCUGAGUUGGAGGCACAACUUCUUACACCGGCUACAACAGCUCCUGCUGCCCCAGUUCACAGUGUUCCAUCUGGCAAGCAACCACUCCGUCCUGCUGCUCAUAAGAAUACAGCUGAAGAAGAUGAGCUUGCAGCACUGCAAGCGGAAAUGGCUUUGUAAUAAGGUUGUGAUUAUCAUGUAGAGAUGAUUUGUGCACUUGGAAUUUAGGAAUCCUUAACCUGGCCCUAUUGGUGCAGCAGCUCAAUAAUAUCUGUUACUUUGUUCAAUGUCUUAUUGUAGGCUGACGGUGAGGAUUGAACUAUGCCCUAAUUAUACCUUUUAUGAAUAACAAUCUUGUAUUUAUGAUAUAAUAUUGAUGAACAUAGGCUUUACUGUAUCAGCUUAUGUUUGGUUUAUGUGAAUGGAUGCCUUUACAUUACUGGUGCUGGAUAUAUUAUUUUA
Dendrobium catenatum is the source of this 921-nucleotide messenger RNA. Its product is annotated as vacuolar protein sorting-associated protein 32 homolog 2-like. Gene Ontology annotation, biological process: vesicle budding from membrane; late endosome to vacuole transport via multivesicular body sorting pathway. NCBI's taxonomy places the organism in Eukaryota, Viridiplantae, Streptophyta, Magnoliopsida, Asparagales, Orchidaceae. The coding region runs from base 61 to 639 and encodes 192 amino acids. The transcript has 6 exons. The record is from RefSeq and is a predicted model, not a curated record. Gene Ontology annotation, cellular component: cytoplasmic side of plasma membrane; ESCRT III complex; multivesicular body.